This is a messenger RNA of Triplophysa dalaica, 4085 nucleotides long. RefSeq names its product solute carrier family 6 member 1b (gene slc6a1b). Gene Ontology annotation, cellular component: axon; plasma membrane; cell surface. Bases 409 to 2208 code for a protein of 599 amino acids. The transcript has 15 exons. Lineage: Eukaryota; Metazoa; Chordata; Actinopteri; Cypriniformes; Nemacheilidae. Gene Ontology annotation, molecular function: gamma-aminobutyric acid:sodium:chloride symporter activity. The record is from RefSeq and is a predicted model, not a curated record. Gene Ontology annotation, biological process: sodium ion transmembrane transport; neurotransmitter transport.
UGUUGUUUUCGGGGAGGGUCGACUUUACGCUGACAUCGAGACUGAGGAUCUGUGCUUCAUGUAACAUUUGUGGACGCACAUGUUAGACGGAGCUGCUCUUUCCCUUUGCCCUUCAGCACCACGGCUUUGGACAGCACCAGACGACCAGACCCUCCUUCACCUUUACCCUCAGGAUAGCUGUUUACUUCACUUGACUUUAUGGAAACAUUUUGCACUCGUUUGGACAAGUAAAAGUGUUCAUCUUGGAGCGGAACCAACGGAUACACCGCCACAAGCUUUCCGGCAGGAGAAACUGUUCCAGUCUCAGUGUUUUUUUACUAGUAUUUGGUUAACCGAACCGCGAAGCUGCUGUCUACGUGGACCGGUGCUGAACUCUUUCGUCCGACCGCAAGGACCAAACCCAGAGACAUGACGACGAACGGCACGAAAGCCUCUGAUGGACACGUUUUAACAGAGGUCAACGAAGCGCCCACUGCCAACGACAAACCAAAAACUCUGGUGGUUAAAGUACAGAAGAAAACGGAACUUCCUGACAGAGAAACAUGGCAGGGAAAAUUUGACUUUCUUCUGUCUUGUGUUGGCUAUGCUAUUGGACUUGGCAAUGUCUGGAGAUUCCCUUAUCUAUGCGGGAAAAACGGAGGAGGGGCAUUCUUGAUUCCUUACUUUCUGACCCUUAUAUUUGCCGGGGUUCCGUUGUUUCUCCUGGAAACGUCCCUCGGUCAAUACACGUCCAUUGGUGGUCUUGGAGUGUGGAAACUGGCCCCAAUGUUUAAAGGUGUUGGUCUGGCGGCAGCAGUCCUGUCUUUCUGGCUUAACAUUUACUACAUUGUCAUCAUUUCUUGGGCUAUUUACUAUCUCUAUAACUCCUUCACCACGGAGCUCCCCUGGAAAUCUUGUGACAACCCAUGGAAUACAGACAAAUGUUUCUCAAACUACAGCAUGGCAAACACUGCCAAUAUGACAAGCGCCGUCACAGAGUUUUGGGAACGUAAUAUGCAUCAACUGACCGACGGUUUGGAGAAGCCAGGAGAGAUAAGACUGCCACUGGCAAUAACAUUGGCUAUCGCCUGGGUUCUGGUCUAUUUCUGUAUCUGGAAGGGUGUAGGCUGGACUGGAAAGGUGGUAUAUUUCUCAGCCACAUACCCAUACGUCAUGCUCUUUAUUCUGUUCAUCCGUGGAGUGACACUGCCGGGAGCGAAAGAGGGCAUUUUGUUCUAUAUCACGCCUGAGUUCAGCAAGCUAAAAGAAUCAGAGGUGUGGCUCGACGCAGCCACUCAAAUCUUCUUCUCGUACGGUCUGGGCCUGGGCUCUCUCAUCGCCCUUGGGAGCUACAACACUUUCAACAAUAACGUUUACAAAGACUCCAUCAUCGUCUGCUGCAUCAAUUCCUUCACCAGCAUGUUCGCCGGAUUCGUCAUUUUCUCAAUCGUGGGCUUCAUGGCCCACAUCACAAAACGCCCCAUAGCAGACGUGGCUGCCUCAGGUCCAGGGCUGGCGUUUUUGGCGUACCCAGAAGCAGUCACACAGUUGCCCAUUUCACCACUUUGGGCAAUUCUGUUUUUCUCAAUGUUGCUUAUGCUUGGCAUUGACAGUCAGUUCUGUACCGUGGAAGGCUUUAUCACAGCUCUGGUGGAUGAGUUCCCCCGCUUGCUGCGAGGAAGACGAGAGAUCUUUAUCGCUGUUGUCUGCUUUGUUUCAUAUAUCAUUGGCCUGUCAAACAUCACACAGGGUGGCCUGUAUGUCUUCAAACUGUUUGACUACUACUCUGCAAGUGGAAUGUGCCUACUGUUCCUGGUGUUCUUUGAAUGCAUCUCCAUAUCAUGGUUCUAUGGCGUCGAUAAAUUCUACGGCAAUAUCGAGGAGAUGAUCGGCUACAGGCCCUGCAUCUGGUGGAAACUCUGUUGGGUUGUGUUCACCCCUCUGAUUGUGGCGGGCGUCUUUCUCUUCAGCGCCGUUCAAAUGGUCCCCUUAAAAUUGAAUAAUUACGUGUUCCCAAAGUGGGGACAGGGUGUAGGGUGGUGCAUGGCCCUAUCAUCCAUGGUUCUGAUCCCAGGAUACAUGGGCUACAUGUUCCUCACUCUGAAGGGUUCGUAUAAAGAGCGCCUUCGGAUAAUGAUCCAACCCGCAUCAGUGGUUCGAACUCAAGAGAACGGACCCGAACAGCAAGCUGAAAACCCCACCCCGGCCAACGACGAGGCCUACAUCUAACCCCUCAUCUCCUCCAUCCCUAAAGGUCAACUUUCAGAGCGAGAACACAAGCGUAAUCACGGUUGAACACAACCAAGGACUUCCAUGUCUAAAAUAUUAUCACCUACCUCCAAGGGAAAACCAACCUGAUUACAGUUUGAGGUUUUUUGGAACAUACGUAUGGUCCGAAAAAUCUAUCCAAUCUAUGUUUUAGGGUUAAUCUGUAUUUUAUAUGCAAGAUAUUACUCACACAAAAAGGCGUAUAACCACAGGAUUACUUAAUUUAAACAAUAAUUCCAAUAUUGGCACCCCAAUGUAAUUCCAACACCACUGUGUUAAUUUAAUAUUACAUGUAAUUAAUGUAUUAAAAUAUAAAAAUACAAUUGUAGCUUAGAAUCAAAUUGUAUUUAAUUGUAUCGGAAAAAAAUAUAUAUAAAUAUAAAAACAGGGAGAGAGAGACUAUGGGAGGGUGCAACAGAGCAAGAUUAAGACCUUGUGACUACAUCAAUAUUAUGUAGCCAGACAACACGUUUGGAAAAUUUUCAGUAUCAAAGAACCCUUCCCCUUUUAGCCUUUGGGCAAAACCUGAAAAGCACAAAACCAGUAUGGAUUUGAGUUUACAAACGCUCCAGGCAGCGAUGAAUUACCAGCCACAGGGGCAAAUUGACACAAAAAAAGACUGUUAUUUUUUCCUUCAUUUUCUAAGACAAAAAAAAACUUUGUAUGCGUUUUUUAGGAUUAUUUUAGUACAUGUUUUCUAUGUAAGAGUAAGAAGGACCAAAUUCAUGUUUGCGCAAGUAUGCUACUGACAGAUCUGAAAUACUGUUUUUUCCUCGUUUUUGUCGCACCACAUCACGCAAAGUACAGGGUACAAAAAGUCAUUUUUUGAGCAGAUGUACCCCGUCGAACCACCGCUUACCCUGCUCACCACAUCUGCAUGCCACUCCUCAGGAAAAAUGGCGAAAGUGACCAAAAUUUACUCUCCUGGAUGAAAAAAAAGCUUAUAGCUGUGAGCAGCCAUCAGCAAAUAAUCAGUGCAGAGCAGAAGCUAUAGUCUGUUGCCAUGGUUUCUAGGGUCAUUUUGUCAGACGUCAUUGACGAACCAGCACUCUGUGUCAAAAAUCGACAAGCCGUUAUUUUGAAUGAACAAAAAAAAUACGUAAUGGGAUAUAUAUUCUAUUUUUUUUCAAAUACACUGACUAGUGGGGCAAUAAAUAUUUACAAUAAAUAGUUUUAAUGGAUAUAUAUAUAUAUCAAUGGUUGAAACAGAAAGAGUUGACUGUUUUAUUUCCACAUUUUUUUUAUAAUCCACUGGUGAAAAGCGCAAAGCUUUAAGUUCACAAGCCACAAAGGUGAAUCUGAAGAAAAGACCACGGUUAGUUUGCUUCUAUGGCAGCUAUAUGUGACAGGGAUAUGGGUCAAUUUGUCAGUUUAUUCUCGCGUUUGAUGAAAAUGUGCAAUCACUAAGCGUUUUCGUGAAAUUGUACAAAUUUAACAUCGGAUUUCUCUCUGAAACAAUGUUGUAAAACUGUACCGUGUAAAAGUAUCUGUGAAUGUCCGUUUUGAGGUUUUUGUCUUGUUGAACAACCUUAUAUUAUUUGCUGUUUACUGCAAUAAUGCAUCCAUCUCAGAAGCUAAAGCACAUAUCUUUCUGAAAUGUAAAAAAGAGUAGUAUUAAUAACAAAUGAAUAACAAUAAUGAAAGAUUAUAAGAGAAUAGAUCAUAUGUCUAGUUGAACAAGAUACUGUACUGUUUUGUAAAUUUCUAACUGUUUGGGCCCUAAUGUAAAAUAUUUUAUGUAAAAAAUAUAUAAUAAAUGUCUUUAGAUGGUGUUAUAUUAAAGCAUGAUUGCCAUAUGUUAUCUGAUAAAAAAUAAAAUAAAGUAUUAUAGAUUAUAA